Striga asiatica is the source of this 666-nucleotide messenger RNA. The record is from the annotation of a GenBank genome assembly. Lineage: Eukaryota; Viridiplantae; Streptophyta; Magnoliopsida; Lamiales; Orobanchaceae.
AUGGAUCGUCAUGCUAGCAUGCUACGUAUUGCGGAGAGGUAUCGUCGGCCCGGUUGGUCAGCGAAUGAGGAAAGGGAGUGCUAUCGGAUUUUCUUCAACCUUUGCCAUGAAACGCCCGACGUCAAUGAACUUGCCAUCUUCAACUCCUUAUGGCACCAACUUUCCAUCCACCUGACCAAAGAGCUACUCUAUUAUUUCUCCGUCUUGAAGGUGAAGACUAAGAUUAAGGCACUCCACAUGAACUACCGGGAGUUCCUCACAUUUCUUGAGACUCCCGGUGUCCACGUGCAUGCCGAAUCGGGGCUUGUGAAUGUAAAUAAUACGUACUGGGCAUACGUGGGCCAGCUGUGGGAUCUUAGACGUGCAGCUGCUGUGCACAUCGAUGCCGGUGAAAGAGCCUUUGACCCGAUCAUGUUUGACGACACGGAUGAGGAAAAUGUUGCUGCCGAUGACCCCAACGGGCCCGACGAUGCUGAUGCUGCUGCGUUGGAUGUCGGGAAUGAAGACGGUGACAGAGCCGCUGGGGUAGACCACAUGAACGGCGCCGCCGGUAACAUGCAGGAAGUUGAAGAUGACGAAGUGGAGGUGGUUCACAUUGAAGAAGACCAGGAACCAGAAGAAAUGGAUGUGGACACAGACGUCGAUUCAUGCGUUGACUCAAACUAG